Messenger RNA from Trichomonas vaginalis G3, 325 nucleotides. Its product is annotated as RNA binding. The annotation marks the transcript as partial. Gene Ontology annotation, molecular function: nucleic acid binding. The transcript has a single exon. NCBI's taxonomy places the organism in Eukaryota, Parabasalia, Trichomonadida, Trichomonadidae. The record is from RefSeq and is a predicted model, not a curated record.
AUGAGUGACUCAAGUUCACAAGAUGAACCUGAGACAGGCCAUCCUCAAGUUGAAGAUCAACAGGACGAGCCAUAUAAUGAACCUCUUCCCGCUGUAUCUACUCCUCAAUCUUCAACUAAAGCCACAUUUCCUCUUCAGGUUCCUCCUUCUGAGAAGAAGGCCCAAUACUAUAUGAGGGGUGGCCAACAGUUUCAGGAAAAUAAUAUUGUACCUGUGCAUACUGUAUUCUUUUUCAGUAUUCCAUUCAAAAUUGAUCAAAAUGUGUUUCAAAAAUUUGUUGAGAAAUUUGGUGAUGUACAAAACAUAUAUGAAAAGCGUGAGAAAG